This is a messenger RNA of Gilbertella persicaria, 930 nucleotides long. RefSeq names its product phosphoadenosine phosphosulfate reductase. Gene Ontology annotation, molecular function: phosphoadenylyl-sulfate reductase (thioredoxin) activity. Gene Ontology annotation, cellular component: cytoplasm. The coding region runs from base 23 to 850 and encodes 275 amino acids. The record is from RefSeq and is a predicted model, not a curated record. Lineage: Eukaryota; Fungi; Mucoromycota; Mucoromycetes; Mucorales; Choanephoraceae. The transcript has a single exon.
AUUAUUCUUUAAUUUAAUUACAAUGCCUUCUACUACAUACAAUAACAAAAUUCAAUCUAGUUCAGAUCUAACACCUGAAACCUUAGAGCGUUUAAAUGAAUACCUCUCAACCUUAGAACCUAAAGAAAUCCUUGAAUGGGCCAUCAAUUGCUUGCCCAACUUGUACCAAACCACUGCCUUUGGCUUGACCGGCUUAGCCACACUCGACAUGAUUAACAAAAUCAGCAUUGAUCGCAACCAACCUCACUGUGUUCCAUUGAUCUUUUUGGAUACACUUUACCACUUUAAAGAAACAUUGGACUUGGCCGAACGCUGCCAAUCUACUUACAAUGUUCCUCUUAAAGUCUAUAAGCCCAUGAAUGUCUCAACUACUGCUGAAUUUGAAGCUGAAUACGGCGAAAAAUUAUGGGAAACUGAUGAAGACUCUUAUGAUUAUCUUGUCAAAGUCGAGCCUGCUCGUCGUGCCUAUGAAGAACUUGGCGUGAAAUCUGUCAUCACUGGUCGUCGUCGUAGCCAAAAAGGUGACCGUGAAGCCAUUCCCAUCUUGGAAGUAGAUGGUACUGGUCUUAUCAAGUUGAAUCCUCUUGCUUACUGGGACUUCCAACAAGUCUGGACAUAUAUUCGCGCUAAUGAAGUUCCCUAUAAUGCUCUCGUUGAUCAAGGCUAUCGUUCUAUUGGUGAUUGGCACUCUACACAUGCUCCUGUUAAUGGCGAUGAACGUUCUGGCCGUUGGUCUGGCCAACAAAAGACGGAAUGUGGUCUUCAUAAAGAUUACUUUAAAAUGCGCGCUGCUUUCAUGGCUUCCAAGAAGAAAAGAGAAACUCAAGUUCAAAAUGCUAUUACCGCCUAAAUAUCUAUUUCUCAUUUUUUCAUAAUCUCGCAUUUACAUACAUAUCUCAUCUUAACUAUUAUUUAUUCCUCGAUAGUAUC